ACAGUGAACUUUAGAGUUGUUACCAUGGAUAAAAACUUUUCGCCGCUUGAUCAGCAGUAUAGUACAGUGGUACUUGAGGACAGUAAAGGUAACAGAAUUGGUCAAUGGACAAAUGUGUCUUCAACAAGCUGGAUUUUGCAGCGUUCUUAUGAAUUAAACCCGGAAAGCCAUCAAGGUGUGUACAGACUGAAGUCUUAUAUUGGUGACAGGAUGAUCUCACAUGACUUUGAGGUGAAAAAAUAUGUUUUGCCUAAGUUUGAAGUUACUGUUACAGCACCAGAGACAGUGAGCAUAGAUGAUGAGUUAAUGGCAGUUGAGGUUUGUGGAAAAUACACGUACGGGCAGCCUGUAUCUGGUAAAUCAUGGGUGAAAGUGUGUCGUGAUAUUCCACGCUACUCUCACAGGCGUGACAAACACAGUCCAAUAUGUGUGAAUGAAACCACUGAGGUUUGUCAGUGCAGUACCAAAAGUGGCAUGUGA
This is a messenger RNA of Sinocyclocheilus rhinocerous, 480 nucleotides long. Its product is annotated as ovostatin-like. Bases 25 to 480 code for a protein of 151 amino acids. NCBI's taxonomy places the organism in Eukaryota, Metazoa, Chordata, Actinopteri, Cypriniformes, Cyprinidae. The transcript is spliced from 5 exons. The record is from RefSeq and is a predicted model, not a curated record.